This is a messenger RNA of Raphanus sativus (radish), 1436 nucleotides long. Its product is annotated as bZIP transcription factor 16-like. The coding region runs from base 1 to 1176 and encodes 391 amino acids. Gene Ontology annotation, cellular component: nucleus. Gene Ontology annotation, molecular function: sequence-specific DNA binding; DNA-binding transcription factor activity. Lineage: Eukaryota; Viridiplantae; Streptophyta; Magnoliopsida; Brassicales; Brassicaceae. The transcript has 12 exons. The record is from RefSeq and is a predicted model, not a curated record. Gene Ontology annotation, biological process: regulation of DNA-templated transcription.
AUGAUUCCUCUGAGUGUUAAUCUUGCAGGUAGCUCUCACUGGUUGUUUUCGAAACUUGUGAGUGUGGUAAUUACUAGCAGUGAGAUGGAGAAGUCUAGUACUGAGAAGGAACCUAAACAGCCUUCUUCUUCUGCUGCUCCUCCCUCUUCACAGGAACCUACUUCUGCUGUGAGUGCAGGCAUGGCUACUCCAGAUUGGUCUGGUUUUCAGGCAUAUUCUCCUAUGCCGCCUCAUGGUUUUGUGGCAUCAAGUCCUCAACCUCACCCUUAUAUGUGGGGGCCUCAGCAUAUGAUGAUGCCUCCUUAUGGAACUCCUCCUCAUCCAUAUGUUAAAAUGUAUCUACCAGGUGGCAUGUACCCCCAUCCUUCAAUGCCUCCGGGUUCUUAUCCAUAUAGCCCUUACGCUAUGCCUUCUCCAAAGAAUGGAAUGACCAAAGCUUCCGGCCAUUCUAGUGGCGGCGGCACUGAAGGUGAUUCUAAACGAUCUGCUGUGAAAGAAAAAUUGCCUAUCAGAAGAUCAGAAAGAAUAUUGAACAUGAAAACAGGAAAGAACAAUGGGACUGGAGAAAACUCAGAAACAUCAGCUAAUGAAGCUUACUCUAAAAGUGAGGAGAGUGCUUCUGAUGGUUUGAGUGAAGGAAGUGAUGCAAACUAUCAGAAUGACUCAGGAUCAGAACAAGACAGUAAGGAUGCAUCAUCAGAGAGUGGUGGUUCUGCUAAUGGUCCAAGAAAUGGAAGUGCUGGUAGUAGUACACCUCUUCCACCGGUUAGCCAGAACAUGCCAGUUAUGCCAAAGACAGCUGCAGGUGCUCCUACAUCAGCAGCCCCUAUCCCUGGAAUGCAUAGGAAAGUAUAUCAGGACGAGAGAGAAGUUAAGCGACAGAGACGGAAGCAAACCAAUAGGGAGGCUGCUGAAAGAUCCAGGUUGCGGAAACAGGCGGAAUUUGAUGAACUGGCAAAACACACAGAGGUGUUGAAUGCAGAAAACGCAAGUCUCAGAGCAGAAAUGAACAGGCUGAAACGCCAGCGGGAAGAGCUCACGUCUGAGAAUAACUCUCUCAAGGUCCAGCUUUUAUCAUUUCCUCCACUUGAAGGUAUAAACAUAAAAAUGGAAAAGGACGACCAAGAACCAGACACCUAUCAAACAGUCUUCACAGAGACAAAGUUUGUUAUGUAGACUCAAUGUUAGAAAGCAAAACCAAUUCUUAACGCAGGUAUAAAAAAGUAGGAGACAACAACACUAAGCGGUUCUUUGCCAACAGAUGGUUGUAGGAUUCUAGGGGUCAGGGACCAAUAGGUCGGUCCAGUGGUCUUAUUAUUGAUUUAUUAAUUAGGAUUAAGUUGGUGGUCUGAUAGAAUCAUGAAUAUUUUCACUACAGUUUUGUGUGAUGUGAUGAAAGUAAGUUGAGAAGAGGUUAUCCGAGAAAGUUAAUACUU